Molecule: messenger RNA, 2493 nt
Organism: Medioppia subpectinata
Lineage: Eukaryota; Metazoa; Arthropoda; Arachnida; Sarcoptiformes; Oppiidae
Source: the annotation of a GenBank genome assembly
UGAUUCAGUGCUUGUAUUGAAAAAUAAGACAAAAAAAUAAACAAACAAUUAGUUUUGAAUUCGUUUUUUAAAACACAAAAUCAAAAUCAAUAUUAAGUUAAUUAUAAACUGAAUUAAAGCUCAAUAUUAACAGUGAUUUCCAAUAUAUUAAACAUUUGAUUGACAUUUGAUUUGCCAUUUAAUUGAUAUAAUUUUCACUCAUUUUUAUUGUGAUAUCCAUUUGUUGACCACAUUUUCCGCCACCGGAUAACCCAUUGCCGCAGAUUUGAUCACCGGUUUGUCGCACCCGAAGUCAUCACCCAUUGAUCCACGUGUUUGGCCAAUCGUCUUGUUGUUGUCGUGUGUAUGGGAUCUGAUCUGACGAUCGCAGCGCCGAAGUCUACGCCAAGACAUCACAUAUAAUGUUGAGCCAAAUGAAUGGUGAUUUGGACCCUAAUGCAUUGAAUUCAAUGCAAACCAAUGGUGAGCCACAGAUGAAGCGCAUCAAAGCCGAAGAUGACGCUUCGGUGGCCGACCUGACGGCCGCCCAACAGACUGGCCUCCUAUUGGCCGGUCCGGGCGCUCUGCGCGCGUCGGAAUUGGCCGCUGGUUUAGUGAAGCUGAACGCGGAUCAGUUGGAUAUGGUUCAGAAGGCGAAGAAGUACGCGAUGGAGCAGUCGAUUAAGUCGGUGCUCGUGAAGCAGACAAUAGCCCAUCAACAGCAGCAGCAGAAGUCGCUGCAAAGACAUCAGGCGCUGGUACUCAUGUGUCGCGUAUACGUCGGCAGCAUUAGCUUCGAGCUCAAGGAGGACACCAUUCGCCAGGCGUUCGUACCGUUCGGUCCCAUAAAGUCUAUAAACAUGUCUUGGGAUCCGAUCACACAGAAGCACAAGGGCUUCGCGUUUGUUGAGUACGAUCUGCCCGAAGCGGCGCAGUUGGCCUUAGACCAGAUGAAUGGUGUGAUGAUCGGCGGCCGCAACAUCAAAGUGGGCCGACCCUCGAACAUGCCUCAGGCGGCGCCCAUCAUAGAGCAGCUCCAACAGGAGGCCAAGUCCUACAAUAGGAUAUACAUCGCGUCCAUACACCAGGACUUGUCCGAAGCGGACAUACAGUCGGUGUUCGAGGCGUUCGGCAAGAUUAAGGUCUGCAAACUGACGGCCAGUCAAUACCCGGGCAAACACAAGGGCUACGGCUUUAUCGAGUACGACGGCGACCAGUCGGCACUCGACGCCAUCACAUCCAUGAAUCUCUUCGAUUUGGGCGGACAGUACUUACGGGUGGGUCGAGCCAUAACACCGCCCAACUGUUUCGACGGUCCGGGCGCUCCGCCGCCGAGCUCUAUGCCGACCGCCGCCGCUGUGGCCGCCGCAGCCGCUACCGCCAAAAUCCAAGCGAUGGAUGCCGUGGCCAGUCUGACCCCCAACCAAAACGGUACCAACACUGCGAUACCGCCUCCAGUCUUAGCUCUUCCAACGCCUAUCGGACUGACCACUGGUUCUGCGGCCGCACUCAGCUUAGCUUCCAAUUCAUUACAGCCAGUAUUAGCGGCCACAGCGCCGGGUAUUAUAACGGGUGUCACGCCUAACGUCACGCACCAGCAAAUGGUGAUACCGGCGCCGACAUUAGUCACACCAUUGCCAGUGAGUCUUCAGCAAAACAACGGCGUGGAGACGACGGCGCCGUCGAAAUUCCUCUCCACACCGCCGGUCACUGUCGCCAACCAUACGGUCACAAACACUACGUCCGGCGCGACGACGAGUGGCGGCGCGUCUGCGGCUGAAACGGCGGCCGCUCUGGCGGCCAAAGAGCUGGAGCUUAAACUCUCCGAAUCCAACAGUAAUGUCGAUGAGUCGCAAACAUUACAACAACAGGAAAACAUUGUCAUUAAGGGAUCAAACGCUCGGCAGAUGUUAAUGCAUAAACUCAUGAGGAAGAAUGAGUCACGAGUGAUUGUAUUGCGAAAUAUGGUUGGCGUCGAAGACUUGGACGACGAGCUCGAGAAGGAGGUGACGGAAGAGUGCGGCAAAUUUGGUUUCGUUAAUCGGGUCAUCAUUUAUCAGGAAAGACAGUCCGAAGAGGAGGACGCGGACAUUGUGGUCAAGAUAUUCGUCGAGUUUGGCCAACAACCCGAAGCCAUUAAGGGAAGGGAUGCCCUCAACGGCCGAUUCUUCGGCGGCCGCAUAGUUAAGGCCGAAUUAUACGAUCAAAUACUAUACGAUGACAAUGACUUAAGCGGUUAGACCACCGGUUCGGCCGACAAUUGGAUUUUGUAGUUCAUGUGUUUAUUUUUGUUUUGUUUUUGUUUUAUCAUUCAAUUAGAGAUUCAUUUCUUGUGAUUUCGACUAUAAAUUCAUUUAUACAACAAAAUUAAGACUUUUUUAGUUUAUUUGCGCACAUGUUUUACGCGACGACUAAUUUAAUUUAAAUAUAAUUUCUUUCAUUUAAUUAUUCAGAUAAUGAAUAACUAAACAACAAAUCCUUUGUAAUUAUAUUUUUAACACUCAUUUGAUGACC